AUGAGAUCUCUUUCAAGAGUCAGCAAAGGAAGAAGAAUGCCUCCACAUCCUCAACAACAUAACAGUGAUGAUGAGUCGCGGGUGGAAUUGGACCUCAACGUUGAUAUUUCAGCUUCGCCCACAAGGGCCCCUCCCAUUCGGAAGAAGCAUUGGACUGCGGAGGAACAUAGGUUAUUUCUCAGUGGUUUGAAGAAAUAUGGUAAGGGAAAUUGGAAAAACAUUGCAAAGCAUUGCGUGGUGUCAAGAACUCCCAUGCAAGUUGCUAGUCAUGCUCAGAAAUAUUUCCUCCGUAAGAAGAAUAUGAACCAGGCGAAAAGAGAAAGCAUCCAUGACCUAACUCUAGAUGAUGAUACACAGCCACCUUCUCAGAAAAUGACUCGUUCUCACGACACGUUUUGCCAGCACAGUUGA
This is a messenger RNA of Abrus precatorius (Indian licorice), 411 nucleotides long. RefSeq names its product transcription factor DIVARICATA-like. The record is from RefSeq and is a predicted model, not a curated record. Lineage: Eukaryota; Viridiplantae; Streptophyta; Magnoliopsida; Fabales; Fabaceae. Gene Ontology annotation, molecular function: DNA binding. Bases 1 to 411 code for a protein of 136 amino acids. The transcript is spliced from 2 exons.